UCCAAAUGACUAACCUAACAGAUGAUAAUGAAUGGACCUCAAAUUCAACAUUUUACGAUUACAUCCCAAUAGAAACAAAUUAUUGUAAUAUGGAUGAGACCUCCAGAUUCAGUGCUAUAUUUACUUGCAUCCUUUAUUUUCUGAUCUUCUUCUUCAGCUUGGUAGGAAAUAGCCUUGUUUUGUGGAUUGUGAUGAAAUAUGAAAACCUCAAAUCUUUAACAAACCUUUUCAUCCUGAACCUUUGCAUCACUGACUUGACCUUCUCAUGCACUCUGCCGUUCUGGAUUGUAUAUCAUUAUUAUGGAUGGAUUUUUGGUGAUUUUCUCUGCAAGGCAGUAAGUGCUAUCUUUUCUAUCAGCUACUAUGGUGGUAUCAUCUUUCUCACUAUCAUGACUAUUCUGCGGUACCUGGCUGUGGUUGAUCCCUUAUCAACCAUAAGAACACAGACCAAAAAAUGUAGCAUUCUGGUGAGCAUGGCCAUUUGGAGUAGCAGCAUAAUGGUUGCAAUACCUGAGAUCAUUUUUAUUGAAGUCAUUAUUGAUGAUCAUGGCAAACAACACUGUGAGUACGAAGAGGGAUUCAUCUGGAAAAUGAUAGAGAUGAGCCUGCAAGUAACAUUUUUCCUCCUGUCUUUUUUUAUUAUAGUAGCUUGUUACAUUGGGAUGCUUAAAAUUUUGCUUAGAUCAUGGUCUCAAAGGAAGUACAGAACUGUGAGACUCAUAUUUGCUAUUGUGGUGGUCUUUUUCCUGAGUUGGGCUCCUUACAAUGUAUUUAACUUUGUGUAUGUUUUGUCUAUUCAGCAUGUCAUCAAGACAGAAUGUCAAACUCGCAAUUAUAUUUUUUUUGCUUUUGAUAUCAGUCGCAAAAUAGCCUACUGUCACUGCUACAUUAACCCAAUCCUGUACGUCUUUGUUGGAGUGAAAUUCAGAAGGCACCUAAAACUCCUGUACAAGCAAUUGUCUCCUUGUCAUGGCAGAAUCUCUCCUUCCAGCCCAAGAAUGCAUUCAUUUCAUUUCAGUCCAUAUGAUGAUGCAUCCAUAUACUGAAGCAAAGAUUCCUGGACUGGAUGAAAUGCAAAGCAGGACAACCAAUAUGAGAAGCUAACCAGAAUAACUGACAAGCUCUUCAGAUAUGCGAAGUGCAUCUAGUCUUCCUGCUUGUUUUCACUGGAGUUUUCUGCCUUUCUAGCAAAACAAGAUUUUUUUCCCCAGACAAUCAGAAGUUUUCUAUUGAUUCAGCUUUUUUUCAGAUUAGAAAUGAAAGAUGCAUUCUGUUUUAUGUAAUGCCAAUAAAUAUGUGUGUUUUUAAGAUAAUGUAAUGGUAUUUUAAUCUUUCCAAUAUUAUAAUGAUUUACAAAUCAGUAUACUGUUAUGUAGAACUUGACAUGCCAAAGUUAUAAAUGUAUGUUGAAUGAGAAAAAUUAUGACUGUCCAAAGGCAUGAACUGCAUUUUCAUCUUAAUGGAUUUAAGGAAAGCACGAUGACAUAAGAAAUGGGAACACUGAAUGAAUAUAGGAUAGUUAUAAAUAGAAGAUAAUAAAUAGAACUCCCCUCCGCAAAUUCCAUUAAAAUUCAAUGAAAGAAAUAGAUUUGUUUCCAAAUGAGAAUUUUUUUCUUAAAGCUGUUUAAAAUAAAAUCGAUAAAGAAUUAAUCACAAAUAUACUGACAUGAUGUGCAAUUUACUGAUUUUUUAAUAGGCAUAUCCACCUGAAAACAUUAUAAUAUUUUUAAAUCAAUAUAGUUCUAAAUGUCCUCCGUGAUCCUAUAUACAUGACCAAUGGUCAUUGACCAUUCUUGAAUCCAUAAUAAUUAUAUAUUUUAAAUUAUGCUUUUUAUUAUGAAUCUCAA
Ahaetulla prasina is the source of this 1847-nucleotide messenger RNA. RefSeq names its product X-C motif chemokine receptor 1 (gene XCR1). Gene Ontology annotation, cellular component: membrane. Lineage: Eukaryota; Metazoa; Chordata; Lepidosauria; Squamata; Colubridae. The transcript has a single exon. Bases 6 to 1046 code for a protein of 346 amino acids. Gene Ontology annotation, molecular function: chemokine receptor activity. The record is from RefSeq and is a predicted model, not a curated record. Gene Ontology annotation, biological process: G protein-coupled receptor signaling pathway; chemotaxis; immune response.